AUGCAACGAAAAGAAGGAUCUUUUCACCAUGCAGUGUUCUUGAUGAUCGAAGACGGUCACCAAGUCACGCAAGAGUACGUUCUUAAGAUUCCUGCACAUGGUACACGAGGUGAAUGGCAGAUCAACGAUAACGUAGCUCUGAAGAGUGAGGCUCAGCUGAUGCAACACAUCUGGCAUCACACAAACUGUCCCGUGCCAGAGGUUAUCGCAUAUGAUGGGAGUCUCGAAAAUGCGAUAGGCGCACCAUACAUUCUCAUGAAGAAAAUGGACGGCAUCUCUGCAAUGGACAUGUGGAUCAGUCAGCCCUACAGAACGACGAUCAGCACAGAAGUACACCUAAAUGCCGACAAUCCUUUACCGGAGUUAGAACAGAAGCGCAUUGCGUUCCUGCGCUCUCUUGCGCGAGCUAUGAGCGAACUUGCGCCGCUGGAGUUUAAGUAUACUGGUAUGCCUUCCUUCUCUGACCCGAAAGAUAAGCAGCCGAGUUACAUUGGUCCAUUUUGGCGAUGGCAUACAAAGACUGUCAUGGAUAAGUUUGCAUCUGAAGGGUCAUUCGAUACCAGCGAAGCCUUCUUCACCGCUGGGAUAGAUAGGGUGAAUAGUGCGGAGCGUAGCUCAUCGUCUGGUACCCACGAUGUGGCGAAGAUUGGUGUUUGGAUAGUGAUGAGAAUGGUGAUGUCCUCGGCUCCGUUUGCAACAACAGAGUCAUCGCAUAGUAAGCCAAUUCAAAGCGAAGACGUUAGCAACGGCGUACCCAUACGCGAAACAUUCGUCCUUCAGCACGACGAUCUCGAUCUCCAGAACAUCCUGGUAGACGAAAAUGGCAACGUUACUGGUAUAAUUGACUGGGACGGGUGCGCAGCCGUGCCACACUGCCUUGGUUAUGCUUCAAUGCCCACGUUUCUCCGACGCGACUGGCUCCCAAACUAUGACAUAUCACGGCUACCACAUCUGUCCUGGUCGCUGGAUCGCUACCGAGAAUUGUACGCCCAAGCUAUGCAAGAAGUUUGCAAGUCUUCGGACGCGAAGUACACGCGCAAGUCGCCCAUGUAUCAACUGGUAUCAGCUGCACUGGAUAAGGAUGCUGAGUGGAUUGAUGUUGUUGAGGCGCUGCUGCACGAUAUGCCAGAGUUUAGACGUGUUGAUGCGCAUGCGUUUUGCCGGAGGCUGGGGCAUGGAUGGCCGGCUGCAGAAGAGGCGUUAAAGGCAAAGAUCACAGAAUGGUUGAAGCCUCAGUGA
Messenger RNA from Alternaria burnsii, 1239 nucleotides. RefSeq lists its product as uncharacterized. The transcript has a single exon. The record is from RefSeq and is a predicted model, not a curated record. Bases 1 to 1239 code for a protein of 412 amino acids. Lineage: Eukaryota; Fungi; Ascomycota; Dothideomycetes; Pleosporales; Pleosporaceae.